Didymella exigua CBS 183.55 is the source of this 642-nucleotide messenger RNA. RefSeq names its product 40S ribosomal protein S5. NCBI's taxonomy places the organism in Eukaryota, Fungi, Ascomycota, Dothideomycetes, Pleosporales, Didymellaceae. Gene Ontology annotation, cellular component: cytosolic small ribosomal subunit; ribosome. Gene Ontology annotation, biological process: translation; ribosomal small subunit assembly. The transcript has 4 exons. Bases 1 to 642 code for a protein of 213 amino acids. Gene Ontology annotation, molecular function: rRNA binding; structural constituent of ribosome; mRNA binding. The record is from RefSeq and is a predicted model, not a curated record.
AUGUCUGACAACGGCGAAAUCGAGGUCGAGAGCCAGGGCUACCCCGUCCUGCCCAAGGAGGUCACCGAGGAGAUUGGCAGCAUCAAGCUGUUCAACAAGUGGUCCUACGAGGAAGUCGAGGUCCGCGACAUCUCGCUCACCGACUACAUCCAGAUCCGCUCGCCUGUCUACACAUCGCACUCCGCCGGCCGCUAUGCCGUCAAGAGGUUCAGGAAGGCCCAGUGCCCCAUCAUUGAGCGCCUCACCAACUCGCUCAUGAUGAACGGCCGCAACAACGGAAAGAAGCUCAUGGCUGUCCGCAUCGUCGCUCACGCCUUCGAGAUUGUCCACAUCAUGACCGACCAGAACCCCAUCCAGGUCGCCGUUGAUGCCAUCGUCAACUGUGGUCCCCGCGAAGACUCAACCCGUAUCGGUUCCGCCGGUACCGUCCGUCGCCAGGCCGUCGAUGUCUCACCCCUCCGCCGCGUCAACCAGGCCAUUGCCCUCCUGACCAUCGGUGCCCGUGAGGCCGCUUUCCGCAACGUCAAGACCAUUGCCGAGUGCCUCGCUGAGGAGCUUAUCAACGCCGCCAAGGGAUCCUCCAACUCGUACGCCAUCAAGAAGAAGGACGAGCUCGAGCGUGUCGCCAAGUCCAACCGAUAA